UUUCUUUUGUUGUUUCUUCCUUUUACGUGGUUUGGGCUUUUCUUCAACUUUAAAUCUCCUUCCCUUGUUUAUCCCCUCUUUGAUUUUGAUCUUCUUUUCGUCAUUUGUGCAUCCUUCGCCGUUUGAUUUCGUUUUUUUAAUUUGUUUUUGUGAUUCUUGCUCUUUCUUAAGCUUUGUGUUCAGGUCUGCAGAUUCUUGAUUUUGCCAUUUUUCUUUGAUUUAUGUAAUAUCGGUGCCAUCUAAAUGCGUUCAAAAUAGCCCACUUUAUAGAUGAUCCCUAUACACACUUUUGAAUGCUACACCACCAUGAGUAUUGGUUCAAUCAGUGUUUGCACGAGGAACGUUAUCCCUCUGAACUUCCGUGUUUGCACACAGAUGGGCAGCAACAUCUGUACGGUGCUUUCCGGAAGAACACCAACUUCAUGCUGUUCUUAUGGAAUUUCAAGACCAAAGUAUGGUGAUCAAUCUGUCACGAUCAUAUCAUCUUGUACACCAAACACUUGCCAAAGAAUUCAGGGAGGCUGUCUCAGUUACUGCUUCUCGAGACGGCCAAAUGACUUUGAGGCUUUAACGGUUAAGGAUUUGAUCACCGACGGAGGAUCGCGUGGAAGAGGACUUGAAAUUUCACUGGCUUGCAAAGGUAUGAAUGCAAAGAUAUCAGUCCCCAGUGAUGGGAUGUGUAGCAAAAUCAAGUAUAACAUGCGAUGGCCAGAAAGAUGUGCUUCUGCUUCUGCUGGCUUAGUUUUUGGAUGGGUGGUUUGUUGUUCCACUUCUGAACCAGUCCAUGCUGAAGCAGCCUAUGACAAAAAGGGCAAUGAAGAAAACAAUGAUUCAUCUCAUGUCAAAUUCUCUCAUGGAAAGAAGGUUUACAUCGACUAUUCUGUCAUCGGAAUUCCCGGAGAUGGACGAUGUUUGUUCCGCUCGGUUGCUCAUGGAGCUUGCUUACGAUCCGGGAAGUCAGCUCCGACUGAGAGUCUUCAGAGAGAAUUGGCAGAUGAGUUGCGCACUAAAGUUGCAGAUGAGUUUAUCAAGAGACGCGAGGAAACAGAAUGGUUUGUGGAAGGCGAUUUCGAUACUUACGUGUCGAAUAUGCGAAAACCGCACAUCUGGGGAGGUGAGCCGGAGUUGUUCAUGGCUUCACAUGUUCUUCAGGCACCUAUCAUAGUGUACAUGUACGAUAAAGAUGCUGGUGGGUUGAUAUCCAUUGCUGAAUAUGGCGAUGAAUAUGGGAAGGAUAAUCCAAUCAAGGUUCUCUACCAUGGUUUUGGCCAUUACGAUGCUUUGCAAAUUCCUGCAAAUCAAGGACAAGCAGGUAGAUCAAAGCUUUAGUGUUCUAAUUCAAUCAAUUACAUCUUUUUUAUUCUAUAAAAUAAAUCCAAAAUUUGAUCGAACGA
Cucurbita moschata (crookneck pumpkin) is the source of this 1394-nucleotide messenger RNA. Its product is annotated as OTU domain-containing protein At3g57810. The coding region runs from base 271 to 1329 and encodes 352 amino acids. Lineage: Eukaryota; Viridiplantae; Streptophyta; Magnoliopsida; Cucurbitales; Cucurbitaceae. Gene Ontology annotation, cellular component: nucleus; cytosol. Gene Ontology annotation, molecular function: cysteine-type deubiquitinase activity. Gene Ontology annotation, biological process: endoplasmic reticulum unfolded protein response; protein deubiquitination. The transcript has 7 exons. The record is from RefSeq and is a predicted model, not a curated record.